Scophthalmus maximus (turbot) is the source of this 4486-nucleotide messenger RNA. RefSeq names its product solute carrier family 39 member 14 (gene slc39a14). Lineage: Eukaryota; Metazoa; Chordata; Actinopteri; Pleuronectiformes; Scophthalmidae. Bases 349 to 1887 code for a protein of 512 amino acids. Gene Ontology annotation, molecular function: zinc ion transmembrane transporter activity. The transcript is spliced from 9 exons. The record is from RefSeq and is a predicted model, not a curated record. Gene Ontology annotation, biological process: zinc ion import across plasma membrane; intracellular zinc ion homeostasis. Gene Ontology annotation, cellular component: membrane.
CGUCAUUAUAUGUGCAGCAUAUGUGUAUAUCAUUUAUUUUGUCUCUCUUUUUUUUCUUAUGACUGAAACAUGGUCAUAUCUGCUGCUGGCACUGAGCAGUUUUUUUUUGUUGUUGUUAUUGUUGUUGGAUAUUUCAUUUUGGCAAUGCCAGCCGACUAAACGGCUUCCUCUUUAUAUAGCCGCACACAGGAAAGGGGAAGGAAUGUGCUCAUUGUAGUUAUACAGGUUGUGGCCUUUUUGGAGGUGCCGGGCUCGGACGUCGUCGUGGCCCGAGCGAACGUCAGAUUGAAAUGUGCAGACGUCAGAAACAUCUCAGCUGAUCAACGUCCUCCAGCCAGCGAAGACGCCAUGCUCAUGCAGUUCCCUCAUGGCCGUACCGCGACCGCCGCCGUCCUCCGUUCGCGGCCGAUGCUCGUCCUGGCGCUGGCCGCGCUGCUCUGCCCCCCGGGCCUGGUGACGGUUCACGGGGAGAACCGGACCCAGUCUCCGGCCCAGGUGCUCCAGGACCUGCUGGCCCGCCAUGGCGACAACGGCACCAUCACGGUGCCCCAGCUGCGCUCCCUGCUGGCCCUCCUCAGCCAGGACCAGGGGGAAGGUGUCAGCAGCGGCGGCGGCAGCAAUGUGGUUGAGGCGCCCACGAGCUCGCCUCCCAAAUCCAACAGCUCCACGUGUCUGCCUGCUGACAUGUUGGCCGCGUACAGCGUUAGCGAGCAGUCGCGGCUGGACGGGCCCGGUUUGCAGGAGCUCUGUCCGACCAUGCUGCAGCAGCUGGAUGCUGGAACCUGUAGGCUUCAAAAAGAGGAGAUACUCAGCGAGCCCUCCCCCCGGCCCACAGACGCUGAAGUGUGGGGUUAUGGGAUCCUGUGUGUGACGCUGAUCUCUCUGUGCUCGCUGGUCGGGGCGAGCGUGGUGCCCUUCAUGAAGAAAACCUUUUACAAGCGCCUGCUGCUCUACUUCAUAGCGCUGGCCAUUGGCACGCUCUACUCCAACGCCCUGUUUCAGCUCAUCCCAGAGGCCUUUGGCUUCGACCCCAUGAAGGACUUCUACGUGUCCAAGUCAGCGGUGGUGUUCGCUGGCUUCUACCUCUUCUUCUUCACGGAGAAGGUUCUCAAAGUGCUGCUGAAGCAGAAGAACGGGAGCCACGGCCACAGUCACUACCCGGGCGCCGACCGAUACUCGGCGGCCGACGGAGACCCGGAGGAGGGUGAGAAGGAGAAGCUGCAGCACAACGGAGAAGCCAGCAGUCUGGCUCUGGGCAAGGUGGACGCCGGCGAGGGCGAGCUCAUGCUCAGCCCCGCGCAGACGCCGCAGGACUCCCAGAGCCCCGACAGCGGCGGGCGGUCCGGAGCCGCCGGCGGCGGCUGCUACUGGCUGAAGGGGACGAGCUACUCCGACAUCGGCACGCUGGCGUGGAUGAUCACGCUGAGCGACGGCCUGCACAACUUCAUCGACGGCCUGGCCAUCGGCGCCUCCUUCACCGCCUCCGUCUUCCAGGGCGUCAGCACCUCCGUGGCCAUCCUGUGCGAGGAGUUCCCCCACGAGCUGGGAGACUUUGUGAUCCUGCUGAACGCCGGCAUGAGCAUCCAGCAGGCGCUGUUCUUCAACUUCCUGUCGGCGUGCUGCUGCUACCUGGGCAUGUGCUUCGGGAUCCUGGCCGGCAACAGCUUCUCGCCCAACUGGAUCUUCGCCCUGGCGGGCGGCAUGUUCCUCUACAUCGCCCUGGCAGACAUGUUCCCGGAGAUGAACGAGGUGAGUCGCGAGGAGGAGGACGCGGGCGGCAGCAGCUUCCUCCUCACCUUCGCCAUCCAGAACGCCGGGCUGCUGACGGGCUUCGCCAUCAUGCUGCUCCUCACCACGUACUCGGGGCAGAUGCAGCUCGGCUUGUAGCGGCGGAAACUCCCCCCCCCCCCCCCCCCCCCCGCCCCCUCCCUCCGGACCGACGACGACGACGAAGUGAAAGAGGAAACUAAUCCCCCCUUUUUUUAAAUCUUCCUCCCGUCUUAAGUUUUUUUCAGGAGAACCUUGGGAGCUUUGUGAAGUGCGUCUGUGCGGCAGGUACGCACACACUCCUCCUCCUCCGCGGUACUUUUGUUCACACAUGCAGUAUUUCCCGCGGGAACGUCGGCCGACGGAGACGACUCUGCCGAGCGUGAACUGACGUGCAGUACUCGCCCCCCAAACCGCUCUCUGGCUGCCGAUCAGCCAUUUUGGCUCCUGCUCUUACUCUCUCUCCCCUCAGUGGACCAACGUCAUCGAGCCUCGACCGAUAGAAGCUUAACAAGAGUUUGUGUCACCAACCCUCCGGCGACAUUCCCUCAGGAGGCGGGAGAAGCACAAUCAGAGUCUUUAUCCCCCUUUUCCAGACUCUAUCCCCCUUUUCCAGACUUUUCUUCCCCCUCAUUCCAUUUCCCAGAAUCCAUUUGACAACCUGGACCUGAACUGGAACUCAUAUCAUGUGUCGACGUCAGACUGACUUCCCCUGGAAACGUCACGUUGGUUGUUUUGUGGUGUUGAUGUUAUAUAUAUAUAUAUAUAUAUAUAUAUUUUUUUUUUUACAUGUGAAACAUUGAUUGACUUUUUGAAGAGCAGGACGUUGAGACGGAUGAAGGGCUACACGGUGACGGGCGGAGGGCAAAUACUUCUACCUCCUCCUGACCGACGCAGUUAGAAACUCGCGACCGACGUGACGUCGAGUUUUAUUUCGAGUGACGUUAAGGCGUUAAGAUUCUCAGCAGCAUUUCUUCGCGUUAGUUAACCGCCUGUGUCCUUCCUUCAUACAACAUUUAAAAGUUACUGUUUUUUUUCUUUCUUAUUAUUCCUUUCUAGGUGUUUACCUUUCUUUUGCUGUCCAAUCAUAGUUUUCAAUCGAAUACUGUAAAAACGGAAUCAUGUUCGUACGCACACUUUGCCUCUCGGUCUGUGAUCCGUUACCUUUAUCAACUCAUUCAUAAUAAUCAUGACGACGACGACGACAACAACAGAGAAAAUGAGAUUAAUAGACUGUAUUUAGAUACUUCUCACAGUGUGUGGCCAAAAGUAUGUAGACACAUGCUUUUUUUGCUGUAAAAUAAUAGAAACGAGGAUCUGUUUUGGAUUUUGUUUUUAAUUGAAAUACCUGGUGAUCUUAGAAGAAUGAGUGGAAAACAUUUAUUGCUGCUUCCGGUCGGGAGCUGGACUCGUUCCAACGAAGCUCAAUCGAUUUAUCGUUUUGUCACUUAAUGAAAAUUUCACCUGCAGUUGUUUCAAUCACCGAUAAAAUAUUGAAAUCGCUGCUUUGCGCAUCUCAAAAGUCAAUAAUUACUAUUUUUUUUUUCUUUCUUACUGGUUAUCAAUUAUGAUUGUGUCUUCUAUAUAUAUAUAUUUUAUUUUUUGCUGUUGGUCGAUUAAAUAUCUCGAGACGGUUGAAUUUAGGCUUUUGGAAAAUUUGUGACAGAAUUUAUUUUUAAGCAUUUUUCUGAUAUGUUAUGUUUUAGAUUACUAAUGAAACAGGAAGAUAUUUGAUAGAUAAGAUUAUUGAAUCGUUACAAUAUUAUUACACACAGUGAUUAUAUGUCAGGUGACAUAGUUAGUUUUACGGAGGAGUUUACAUCUGUGUAGCUGAACGGGGGCAAAUACCUGCAGCCAUGUUCCUCCCCAAAAAUGUAAAAUUAAAAAACAUAAGGGUCUGACAACAGCAGAGAAUUAGUGCUGAUGUUCGGGUGUUUGUCCACAUUCCUUCGGUCACGUCGUGUGAUUUCAAACCUGAGAGUCUGAUUCAGCUGAAACUGUUUCUGACGUUUGUAAUUUUUACUUCAACGAACUCUGGAACAUUAAUAUUGUUUAAUUAUGAAACAGCCAUUCGAACCAGUGUUUGUGCGACUGUCUGCGUUCACUACAAAGAUCAGUCGAUCGCUCUCGAGCUACAUUUGCACAGAUUUGUUACUGUAAAAAAAAAAAGAGAAUUCAACCAGAAGCUACAUACUAGAUUCAAUGUGAGCGUAGAAUAUUAUUUAUCAGAAAAAAGAAACUGGAAGAAGAGUGUUUGGAUGUGACACAACGAAAAUAAAAUUGUGUUAUUUUCUUGGAUGGAAAAGGCAAAAGCCAUCAUAACUGUAACCACAGUAGUGGGUACAGUAUCACUGCUGCUCGACUAGUACGAUGUCUGGGAGAUUAUUUAUUAUUGUUUGAGCCAUCAAAUAUUAAUUUUAUGCUUUACAACCACAAGCCGGGGGGGAAAAGUUGAAAAACGUCCCUUUUGUCUUUUUGUUUAUUGUAAUUUGUUGAAGUGUUUUUUUUUCUUCUUUCAGCGUCGACCAACGAUCAACCAAAUCGUUGUCUCGUUUUUCUGGAGAUUUGAACGAUUCAUCAAACCUCUGUCCGAACUGUAACGCAUCAUUCUCAAAACAAUAUAUAAUGUACCUAAUGUAAUUUGUGUGAAUCCACAUAAGCCUUCUCUGUAUCAUGGGAGUCCUUUUUUUUUAUAUAUAAAGAUAAUUUUCCAAGAAAA